UCCCACGAUUCAGGGCUCGGUCCCAGUCCAAUUGAGUCCUCUCGACUUAGUCCUCUACAAAUAUGCUUUAGAAUAAAGUUUGUCUUUCCUUCAGAAACUGUUGUCAGUGGCAGAUGGAGUGAUUGGGAAGACUGGGGUGAAUGCAAUGCUGUCUGUGGAGAUGGAGAACAAGAGCGUAAGCGAACUUGUACCGAUCCCUCGCCGUCUAAAGAGGAGGCUCGGUGUUCAGGACCCAGCAAGGAAACAAGGCCGUGUAACAAGGGACCAUGCCAUGAAUCAGAAUCAAUUUGUCCAGAGGGUUGGGUUCAUUAUGGAAACUCUUGCUUCCUCGUCAUCGACAUUCCAAUUAGGGAAUGGAAAGCUGCAAGACGAAACUGCCGAAAACUGGGAGACCUCGCUAAAAUUACAUCCGCCACCCAAAAUCAGUUUCUCUUAAACCUUCUUAAGAAGCAGGUGAGGUUUACAAGUCGCGGAGCAUGGAUAGGACUGCAACGAAGAGGAUCCAAUACGUUUUACUGGACAGACGACACACCGCUGACUGGCUACACGGCAUGGAAAGUUGGUGAACCAAACAAUGUGUUCGAGAAAUGUGUGCACCUGAUUGGAAAGAAUUGGAGAUGGGAUUUUACUCCAAGGAAGUGGAAUGACAUUUAUUGCAUCCCUCCCAGCUGGAUUCAUUACGAAGAUGUACCUGUAGCUCUUUGCCAGAAAACGCCAAACGGGAUGGAAGUAUUAUCCCGUCUUCGUUAGCAUCAUGGCGAUGAGAAGAAAUGCAUUUUCUUUGCUUGCUUUGUAUUCGUAA
Messenger RNA from Stylophora pistillata, 802 nucleotides. RefSeq lists its product as uncharacterized. The record is from RefSeq and is a predicted model, not a curated record. Lineage: Eukaryota; Metazoa; Cnidaria; Anthozoa; Scleractinia; Pocilloporidae.